Arabidopsis lyrata subsp. lyrata is the source of this 1302-nucleotide messenger RNA. RefSeq lists its product as uncharacterized. The transcript has 3 exons. The record is from RefSeq and is a predicted model, not a curated record. Bases 52 to 603 code for a protein of 183 amino acids. Lineage: Eukaryota; Viridiplantae; Streptophyta; Magnoliopsida; Brassicales; Brassicaceae.
UUUAGCUGUUAGACCAAGCAACCAAACAAAACGAAUUCACAAGCUUCAGCAAUGGAUUACACUGUCGAUAUGAGCUGUGUGAUGAAAGUGAACAGAAGCUGCGAGCUUUGUCGGCAAAAAGUGUCAGAAGUGAUGCAUUGUGUCAACGGAGUUUACUCUGUGGAUUUCGUGAGUGACGACAACUCAAUGAAACUCAAGGCGAGCGUUAACCCUAAUAUAUUGUUGGCUGUUAUUGAACGGUACGGUGAACAUGGAAAGAUCACUAAUCUCCGUUUCGAAGGCGAAGUUAUGACUCCUCGUGGCGGCGGCGGUUAUUACGGUCAAUCAGGAUAUUACAUUCCUUCCACCGCCCGUGGUAAUUAUGCAUAUCCCUCGUUGUAUCCAUACCCUCCUCCGCCGUAUGUUUAUGGCGGAAACUAUGCUCACCCUGCGUCUAAUCCGCCGCGGCAUACGGAGGCACCACGGCAGGUGACUAACCCGCAUACAACACCGCCGUCUUAUAGUCUACCGGCGCCACCGUCAAGACCGGUGCAUAGUUACGCUUACGUAGAACCGCAGUAUCGGACGUCGGGUUCGUCGGGUAAAGGAUGCGUGAUCAUGUAAUGUCUCAUUGAGGAAGAUGAAGUUUCUUUUCUUUUUUUUGUCUCAUAACCACGUUUUGGUUUAUAUUCUUGAUCGCUGUUUUUUUUUUAUAGCGAUUGCGUUAUAGACGUGAAUUCUGUUUUUUUUUUGGAACCAAGAACACAAAUUGUUGAUUAAUGGACUGGAUGGAUACUAGUGCCAGUCCAACUUUUAUGAAAGUCCUUGACACAUUUCUCUUUUUAUUAUGGUCAUUAUUUUAGUAGAAUGAGUAUAAUUUUCAUUAUAUUUCAUUCAACAUAAAUGAUUAGAUUUUACCCAAGUGUUGAUGAAUUGUUCAUUUCACCAUGUUUUAUCUCUUUAACUAGACAUCUAUUCGUACAUGAAUUGUUUUUGGUCGACAACAAAUAACUAUGUGUUCAUUUCAGCGUUGUUGGUUUAGCAAUGAAAUGACGACAAUAAUAAAGGAUAUCAACAUUGAUUUUAUGCUUAGGACUCUAACUUUGUUGCUAAACAAACGUGAAAGUACUGGCGAUUAGAGCUAACCGGACAAAAAAUACAUUUUGAUUAGGAUAGAAUGAGUUUUAUAGACUAUUAACACUAAUUAAUUAAUUACUCGUCCAAGGUUUAGUGAUGAGUGAUGGGUCCAUCAACCUCCCCGAGUCCCCGUACACAACCAACCACCCACAGGGACCAGUGAACAAAGUACUGAUUACUUCUUAC